AAUGAAAAAAAAAAUACGGAAAGGUGUGAAAUAAAAAUGGAUAUUUUGGCAAUGUGUGAACAACCUGGAUCAAGGAGGCAAUCACCGACCGACCGCAGCAACAAAGCCAAGUGGCAAAAACAAUUAUGAAAUUAAUUGCUAACUAAUUGCCAAAGAUUAUUGGAACAAACAGCCAACAACAAAACCGAAACCGAAAAACUAAAUAAACAAAUAAAAAAAAAACUCAUUGAACAUUGAACUCGAAAAGUGAAAGUGCGUGAAAAGUAUCCCUCUCUAUCUCUCUCUCUCUGUCACUCUCACUCUCUCCCUGUGAAUGUGCGUGUAGAUGAGUUUUACUUUUAAACUUGUAUGUUUUUGUUUGCGUUGACAAAUUGCUAAAAAGAAUUGGGAGAAAACCUUCAGGAGGAUCAUUGAACGUAGUAUGACCAUGAAGCAUGAGAAGACGACCAGCCUCAGCAUGGCAGCAACACCACAGCAACACCACAAACAGCAGGGAAACCACCUGACCCACCAUCAUCAUCAGCAGCAGCAGCAAACACCACGCAGUCCCAUUACCAAGGCCUUUGACUUUCUACCCUGGACAAGAAGUCGCAGCAAGGUGAACAUGUCAAAGACCCCAACGGUGGACAAGGACACAUCGGGAUCGAUAGCCAACGCCAACGCCAACGCCGCCGCCUCGUCAGAGGUGCAUUAUCAUAGGAAUAUAUUUCGUAGUGGUGGAGGCCUUAUUAGGGAUAUCUUGGCUGGCGGUGAUAAGGAAAAUGGUGGUGCUGGUGGUGGUCAUAGGCCACCACAAUCUCCGUCGAGCAGAAAGAAGCAAAAGCAUUUGAGUCGCAACAAAAGCUUGGAUAUUAGAGAACUCAUCGGUUGUGUGGAGAAUGAAAUGGGAGCCAGGCCAUCAUCGGUGGCCACAAGUGGUUCAUCGGGUGGCCGCUUUCUCGAUGACACCUACAUCGAUCACAAGCCAAAGCAUAUUCUAUUCAACGACGAUGAGAAUACGGUUUAUAUUAUUAAAAAGGAUUUGCCAGUCCAGUCCAAGGUGAAGCCAUCGAAUGGUUGCGAUGGAGACGUGCUAAAGGCUCGCCUGAAAUUUAAACGUGUGCCCAGUGGAGAUCAUUAUGCUGCCUCACCGGAGGCACUGCGUAGGGCCCACCAAUUGCAUCAGCAGCGUCAUAUGUUGCAGCGAAGGAAGAGUUUGAGUGACCAGCAAAGUAGCUCCAGUUUAAGCAGUGGCAAUGGCGGCGGGGGCAACGAAAGAGGCGGCGAUAGGGCAGCAACAGGCGGCAUUAUGCUGGAGCGACCAAAGACCGACAAGCCACGCAAAAAGCUAUCCUUUCGGGAGCCCAUUGUGGCGGCUGAGCAAGCUCAAUCGCUGGUAAUGGCCACUGAGCAGCGUCAGGCCAGACAAAGGAGACGCAGUUCGCCAUUGGAACGGACACGCGGCGGGGCUGCUACUGCUAGUGAAGCUGCGGGAAUUGGAAUUGCAAUGGCAAUGGGUGGCCUAGGUGGCAUCGCUGCCAUGGGUGGAUUGGGUUCAAUGGGUGGUGGUGGUGGCGGUGGUGGAAGUGGUUUAAGCAACUGUGAUAAUUUAUGCAAUAAUCAUCGCACAAAGGAUGCAAUUUCCUGCAGCGAUCCCGAGUCUCAGGCCAUGCGCAUAGUUCGCACUGUGGGACAAGCCUUUGAAGUGUGCCACAAAUUUAAUCUUCAUAAGAAUUCCCUGGAACCCAAUGACGAACGCUCGGAUAUAUCAUCAUCUGAGCUGCUCGAUGUGGAGCAAAUCAGCGAACAGCAGCAACUGAGCGAAGAUGGCGGUGGAAACGCUGACGACAAUGAGACGCCAAAGAAAGAACACUUGGCCGUUUGCUCACCCGAUUUGAAUCACACGCAGCCGCAACGACCUAACCACUUGGAGCUAAUGCCAACCCAGUCGAGUCUACGCAAAUCGACCAGCCUUCUGUGCGAUGUGGAUGACAAGUCUUUGGGCUCACCUUCAUCGCCCCGCACAGAGAUUUGCCAUUUGAAGGACCAGCUGGAGGCGCAAGCUCUGCAAACGCGUCAGGCCUUGGCCCAAUUGAUGUUGGUGCGUGAGCAGCUCAUAUCAGAGACAAAUGCGCGCAUUGAGGCUCAGGCGCGCACGCAGCAGCUGCUGCAACAGAAUCGUGAGUUACUUGAGCAUUUGGCCUCGUUGGGGGCCUACAAUGAGCAGCAGAGCGCUGGACUCACCUCGGCCAAUAUUGGGAUGGCACCACAGCUCUCGUCGACAGCGAAAGUGGCCCGCUGGUUUCAACAGCUUCCCUGGCACACAGCUUCCCUUUCACGGCCCGAAAGCGGUUUCGUUUCCGGCGAUUCACGUUCUGAGAAAUAUCAAGAGGAUCAUUUCUAUGGAGGAGCUGGCGGUGUCUGUGUUGGUGGAGUCGGCGGCAACGGCGUUGGCGGCGGUGGUGGUGGUGGUAUCGGUAACAUUGCAAAGGAAACGGAUGAUUUAUGCGAUGAGUUUUUACUGGUCGAAGGCAGCAGCACCAUUUGGACAAAGUUAAGCGCCAAAAAGCGUCGUAAAUUGCUUGGCAUGCGUCUGGGCAAAGUGACAACAUUCUAAGGCAAUGGCACAGACACACACCCCACACCCCACCAAGAAGUAGGAGAGGAGCCGCCGUAAUGUGUGCGUUUAUUAGCUGUUAAGUGGUAGAUAUUUUUUUGAUAAAUGUAGUACUAAUAAGUUUUAGCUAUCUAAUGAAAAUCAAUAGACUAAAUUGACCAAAUUAACCCCCAAAAAUGGAAUGGAAUCGAAACGACAUGCUCAUUGAAAUGCCAUGCAGCUCACAUACAGACACACACUCAUCCCCAGACAUUCACAACAACAACAACAACAACAAACAAAACAAAAUAUCAGAAUUAACUCGACAAUUAGUUAGACAUAAGUCAAUUAGCUAAAGCUCAAAUGGGUAUUUAAGUAUUAUAAGAAAACAUUAAUCAUACGCCACGUAUAACACACACACACACAAACACAGCAAAAGAGAGAGACUGAAGCAGAAGCAGCAGCAGCAGAAGAAGAAGUAAAAGCUUAACUUGGCCAACUUUUCCUUGAAGUAGAAAAACUGGUUAUUAAGCUAAGCAACACACAGUCACACAUCCACAAACAACUACAUACAUACAUACAUACAUACAUACAUACAUACAUACAUGCAUAUAUAGGUGCGAGAGUAGCUUCUUUGGCCACAAGGACAACAAUGAUUCAAAAUGUAACAAAAAACAAAAAAAACAACAUUCAACAUUCAUAAAUUUUCCAAGCAUCAUUUCGGUUUUUCCUUUCAGAGUUCACUUGUUGUUGUUGUUUUUUAUGCAUAAAUCGAUUUUACUUUUUAUGUUGUAGGUAGCUAAAAAAAAAAGGGAAAACAGAAAGGAAAAGCAACUCUAUAAAUUUUUCUUUAUAUUUUCGGCAAGCAAGAGCUUGCGAGAAGCAAACGUGAAGGGGGCAGUUACCAGCUGCAACCAAGAAACCUAUACACACACACACACACACACACUUACACCGAAAAGUCUGCGGCAUACGUGGCGUAUAAGCUAUUUACCCCACAAAUUUAUGUAGAUUCCGUUCGAGCUAUAAAACAAAGCCUGAACAUGAAAAUGAAAAUGAAAAUGAAAAUGUUCUGUCUUUUUGUGGGUCUCUUUUCACUGAGGGGAUUACAGGGGAAUGAUAGUAGUAGUAGUAAUAGAAAGGUAGCUAGUAAUCUUCUUCAACUUAGUUUUAGUUCAAGUAGAGUUAUACAUAUGCUAAGUUCAACUGUGUGAACAAAAACAAUGAAAACGAAAAGACAAAAGGAACAAAACAAAAUGAAAUUUUAAUUUGGCUGGGGCAUAAUCAAAGAGAAGGAGAAGGGAGGGAGAUCAGGCAAUACCAAAUACCCUACCACAUUUUUAAUAUACAUACCUAUCCACAAACCAAGCCGAUUUGGAUUAAAUAUAUCUAAUGUUCAAGGAAAUUUUAAUUUAUUCCGUUUUUUUCAAUCAAUGUAUACUUUUGUUUAAGAGUUAUAGAAGACAGUUGUGUUUAUUCCGUUCAGCUUAGAAUUAAUACAUAUACCCUUCACUACGAGGUAUAGAAUUGUGGCCAACCGCUGCCUCUCUCUCUCUCUAUCUCACUUUGAAUCUCUCCACAGACUUAACUCAUCAACCUAAGCCGAAUUUCUAUUACAUUUUUAAGCUGCUUUUUUGUUUUUAUUGCUUUUCAAAUGAAAAACGACGAUUUACCUAACGAUUUUAUGACAUUGCCACCAUUCCGAAGAAACACCCACUUCAACUCCCACAUCGCCUCCCCCCACCAGUUAUUCUCUUUUACCCCAACUCAUUUCAACUCCAUCAUCAUCCAAAUCAUCAUCUCAAAAUUUAGGUACGAAAUUGUAAACGAAUAAAUUUUUAUGGUUUUAGUUAAUUUAUGCUUAAAAUGAAAAGGAGAAUAAACCAACGAGCGAACGAUGAUGAAAAAGAAAAGACAAUUUGUUUGAGACUGAAACUGAAAUUUUUGUACUAAGCAUAAAACAAAAAAAAACACAAAAAAAAAACAGAAUAAAAGAGAUCAAAAAAUCAUUCAUAUACAUUAAGUGCACACACACACACACGUACACCGCAUUUUAUGUGCUGUGUGUGUGUCAUGCCAGAACAAAUGCAUUCCACUUGAACAUUUACACAUGAUGAACUAAUUUAAACAUUAAAUUAAGCAUAAUUUAAUAUCAAUUUUUUUUUUUUUUCACCCACACAUAUUCUUGAUAUUUUUUCCUUCAUCGUGUUCGUAUUUGUAUUUUAAAAUUAGCAUGUACAAUAGAAUUAAGUGAAUUGUAUGUAAUAAAAAUUCAACUGCAACCUGC
Molecule: messenger RNA, 4862 nt
Organism: Drosophila willistoni
Lineage: Eukaryota; Metazoa; Arthropoda; Insecta; Diptera; Drosophilidae
Product: capon-like protein
Exons: 6
Coding region: 422-2596 (724 amino acids)
Molecular function (GO): nitric-oxide synthase binding
Source: RefSeq, a predicted model, not a curated record